AUGGCGGUGCGCAUACGAACCUCGGAGUGGAUCUCGGGGUGUUUGAUCAGCCUAACGGCGACCGACUACGCAUCAAGACGCAAGGCCACUGAGGUCGCAGCAUAUACCAUCCAUCCACCAAGUAUCCCGAAAAUGUCGAGCAUCAAGUCAGUCGCCCUGGCCGGUGGAAGCGGCAUCAUCGGCACGGCGGUCUUGAAAGCUUUAACGGAAGCUGGGUUUAUGGUCACCGUCUUGACUAGGAAAUACAACUCGCACACUUUUCCACCAUCCGUGAAGAUUGCCGAGAUCGACUACAACGAUGCUGAGACUCUGGCCGCGGCACUUCAAGGACAAGAUGCGGUAGUCUCCGCAGUCGGAUAUGCCGCCAUCAAGGCGCAAGAGGUGCUGUUCGACGCGGCGAUAAAGCGAGGUGUUCAGCGAGUCAUUCCAUCAGAGUACGGAGGCGACCCAGACUGCGCCGCCGUCCGUCAACUGCCGGUCUUCGCUCAGAAGGUCGAGGUCGAGAGCAAAUUGAAGCAACAGAUCCAAGGAACAUCGACGACCUACACACUGGUCUGCAACAACGAAUUCUUCGACUGGGAUCUGGAUCACAAGUUUGGCGUCGAUCUCCAAGCGAAGAAGAUGGAGGUCUUCGACCGAGGGGACGUCCCGUUCACCGCCACGCCCUUGGAGUUCGUUGCGAAGGGGGUCGUUGGCGUCCUCCAGCAUCCUAGCGAGACGGCUAAUCGUGUUGUCCGGCUCCAUGGCAAAAAGAUGACGCAGAAUCGAUUGCUCCAGGUGAUCCAGCACUGUGGGAGCGUUGAUGGCUGGGAGAUCUCGCAUGCAAGCACCGCGGAUCGUGAAAGGGAAGGGUAUGAGGUCUUGCAGAAACAGCCCAACAAUUUCAUGGGUUGGGCCAUCCCGUUUCUGCAGUGCGCGAUCUGGGGCAGGAAGUUUGGCGGCGAUUUUUCGCAGAAUAACGACAACGAGCUACUGGGCUUGAAGGAGCUGGAUGAUGAUGAAAUCAAGGAGAUUGUGCGCAGUCGGUUGUGA
Molecule: messenger RNA, 1032 nt
Organism: Saxophila tyrrhenica
Lineage: Eukaryota; Fungi; Ascomycota; Dothideomycetes; Mycosphaerellales; Extremaceae
Exons: 2
Coding region: 1-1032 (343 amino acids)
Molecular function (GO): oxidoreductase activity
Source: RefSeq, a predicted model, not a curated record